CGGAUUCAACGCGUUUCAGGUUCAUAUUCUAUGAUCGGAUCCAGUUGAUGAUCUUCGAGAGCUUUGUUAGAGAGCUGAUUCGUGGAGUUUCUUAGGAGGUUGAUUGGCACUUGUUAGUGCACCACUAAUGCAAUCAGUUGACAGGGACAAGAAGGAAAAGAAGAAGAAUCUGAAGCGUUCAAGAUCGUCUCUUUGCAAUAUGCCUUUGACUGACUCAAACGUUGCACCACCUCUUGACAGCUGUACUCUCUUCCCUGUUGAAGAGAUUGUCCAAACCCCAUUGCCUGGUUGUGGUGUGCCUUCUGCAAUCAGUUUCAGUCCCGAUGACAGUAUAAUAACUUUUUUGUUUAGUCCUGAUCACACUUUGAAUAGGAAGGUUUUUGCUUUUGAUCUCAAGACUCGCAAACAAGAAUUGUUUUUUAGUCCCCCGGAUGGUGGACUGGAUGAGAGUAAUAUAUCACCAGAAGAGAAGUUGAGGAGGGAAAGACUGAGGGAGCGUGGGUUAGGAGUAACUCGGUACGAAUGGGUGAAGAUGGGAUUAACAAAGAAAGCAAUCAUGGUGCCCUUGCCAGCUGGGAUUUAUUUCCAGGAUUUUUCUUCUUCAAAACCAGAGCUUAAGAUUCCAAGUGCAGUGUGUUCACCUAUUGUUGAUCCACAUCUAUCCCCAGAUGGCACAAUGGUUGCUUAUGUGAGGGAUUGGGAAUUGCAUGUACUCAAUCUCUUGCGCAAUGAAUCGAAACAGUUGACUUAUGGUGCCAACGGAAGUUCUUUGACUCAUGGCCUUGCUGAAUAUAUAGCUCAGGAGGAGAUGGAACGGAAGAAUGGAUACUGGUGGUCAUUAGACAGCAAAUUCAUCGCAUUUACCCAAGUUGAUUCUGCAGAGAUACCUCUUUUCAGAAUAAUGCACCAAGGUAAAAGCUCAGUUGGUUCAGAGGCACAGGAGGACCAUGCUUAUCCAUUUGCUGGAGCUUCAAAUGUCAAAGUUCGCCUUGGGGUAGUGUCUGCUGCUGGUGGUCCUAUUACUUGGAUGGAUCUUCUCUGUGGAGGAGCAGAUCAGGCAAACAAUGAGGAGGAAUAUUUGGCUAGAGUCCAUUGGAUGCAUGGGAAUAUUCUCAUAGCUCAGGUUUUGAACCGUUCGCACUCUAAACUAAAGAUGCUUAAGUUUGAUAUCAAGAAAGGCCAAAGUGAAAUAAUAUUGAUAGAAGAACAGGGUACAUGGGUUAAUUUACAUGACUGCUUCACACCUCUGGACAAAGGAGUCACCAGAUUUUCUGGGGGAUUUAUCUGGGCGAGUGAACAAACCGGAUUUAGACAUAUAUACCUGCAUGAUGCAAAUGGGACUUGCUUAGGACCUAUAACUGAAGGGGACUGGAUGGUUGAGCAAAUUGCUGGUGUAAACGAGGCUGCAGGGCUUGUAUAUUUCACUGGGACAUUAGAUGGGCCUUUGGAAUCUAACCUUUACCGUGCUAAACUAUUCACAGAUGGAAUCAGACCCCUGGAGGCCCCAGUGAGAUUGACUCAGAGCAAAGGAAAACAUGUGGUUGUGCUUGAUCAUCACAUGCGAACUUUUGUUGAUAUUCAUGAUUCUCUUGAUUCUCCCCGGGUUUCAAUUUGCUCAUUGGAAGAUGGAAGCUUAAUCAUGCCUCUGUAUGAGCAGCCAUGUACCAUUCCCAAACUCAAAGGGCUUCUACUUGAGCCUCCAGAGAUACUUAAAAUACCAGCAAAUGAUGGAACUACAUUGUAUGGGGCUUUAUAUAAGCCUGAUGUAACAAGAUUUGGGCCUCCACCUUACAAAACCUUAGUCAGUGUGUAUGGUGGUCCAAGUGUACAGCUUGUUUGUGAUUCUUGGGCAAAUACAGUUGACAUGAGAGCACAGUAUCUACGAAGCCAAGGCAUCCUUGUCUGGAAGAUGGACAAUAGAGGAACUGCUCGACGGGGGCUUAAGUUUGAAGGCUCUUUAAAAUUCAAGGCUGGCCAGAUUGAUGCUGAUGAUCAGCUGACUGGAGCUGAAUGGCUUAUUAAACGAGGGCUUGCUAAAGUUGGCCAUAUUGGGUUGUAUGGGUGGAGUUAUGGUGGAUAUCUUUCAGCUAUGACCUUGGCCAGGUUUCCUGAUGUCUUCUGUUGUGCUGUGUCUGGUGCCCCUGUAACGGCCUGGGAUGGGUACGAUACAUUUUACACUGAGAAAUACAUGGGAUUGCCUUCUGAGAAUCCAUCGGGUUAUGAGAACAGUUGUGUAAUGCACCAUGUGCACAAGGUGAAAGGGAGGUUGUUACUUGUGCAUGGCAUGAUCGAUGAAAAUGUACACUUCAGGCACACUGCGAGGCUAGUGAAUGCACUUGUUAUGGCUGGAAAGCCUUAUGAAUUAUUAAUUUUUCCAGACGAACGCCACAUGCCUCGCCGACACCGGGAUCGAAUUUAUAUGGAAGAGAGGAUUUGGGACUUCAUAGAGAGGAGUCUGUGAAGUAACAAGUUUUUUUUUUUUUUUUUUGGGGGGGGGGGGGGGGGGGGGGGGGGGGGGGCGCUUUUAUUUUCUUUUACUUUCCAAGGGAGAUCUAUGUUCCAAUUCCUUUUUAUUAUCUCUGUAAAAUAUGGAAGACCCGUAUGGCACCUUUCAGCCUUUUUUAAUAAGCCGUCAAGUGGAUUUUGUGUAUAAAAAGCCCCACAUU
Messenger RNA from Juglans microcarpa x Juglans regia, 2666 nucleotides. Its product is annotated as dipeptidyl aminopeptidase 4. The record is from RefSeq and is a predicted model, not a curated record. Gene Ontology annotation, molecular function: dipeptidyl-peptidase activity; serine-type peptidase activity. Gene Ontology annotation, biological process: proteolysis. Lineage: Eukaryota; Viridiplantae; Streptophyta; Magnoliopsida; Fagales; Juglandaceae.